GUGAAUAAACCCCACAGGUUUACUGGCUGAUUUUUUUUGUCACAAAAUCAAAGAAGAAGACUGAAAACUGAAAGGCCCCAAAUCUGUCUCACCGACUUGUUGGAUUCGUUGGAAAUUCGCAUAGCCAAUGGAAACCAGCCUAACCUCUUCCUCCUUCUCCUCUUUCGCUCCCAUCGGGUUUUUCUCGUCGCCUUCUUCUUCCAGAAAACCGCUCUCAUCAUCAUCUUUCAUUUCCUUCCCUCCUCUUCUUGCCUCCAAAAGUAACGAAAAUGGAGCCGAUCCGGAACCUGAUUCCAAUAAAAUCAACAGCGUUCCAGUUCCUAGUGAUCGCAACCACUCCCUCUCCCCACUCUCUCAGGAUGCAGCAAUGGGAUUAGUGCUGAAUGCUGCGGCAGGAAGAGGGUGGACAACAGGCUCUGGAUUGGAAGGCCCCUCUGUUCCUGCUGAGGAGGUUAAUACCAACUCAACCACACAGAAUGUUUCCACAUUCCCAUGGUCUCUUUUCACCAAAUCUCCUCGCCGCAGAAUGCUUGUAGCUUUCACCUGUAACAUAUGUGGACAGCGGACUACACGGGCUAUCAACCCCCAUGCAUACACCGAUGGCACGGUUUUUGUGCAGUGUUGUGGCUGUACUGCAUUUCAUAAGCUUGUGGAUAAUUUGAACCUCUUUCAGGAGAUGAACUGCUACGUAAACCCAAGUUUUAAUUACAGAAGUAAUGGACAGGAUACCAGUGUCAAAUAUACAGAGAUGGAAGGCGAUGAUGAAAUAUUUCCUACCCAAUAAGAUAGAUGGAUGACAGAGCAUGUAUAUAUCACAGCAACCGUAGCGUUGUACAAAGCAGAAAUUUUUUCUCAGGUUUUAUGUAUUUUUAAACAAGGCUUCACAGUAGGAAAUAGUUUUAUAUAUUUGAUAUUCGAUUGUCUAGACAAUCUAGUGCUCAGUAGAUAAUAAGUAAUGUUUGGAGAUGUCUCUUGAUAAGUAAAUUUGACAUGUGCCCAUUAGAAUUGUUGUACAACAUGGUUUUAGCAAUGUGCAAGACAAUACAAAGCUUGGAUACAGCAUGUAGCAGUUGUCUCUUUGUUUAUAAAAUGUCUCUGCUUUAAUUUUUAGAGGAGUAA
Molecule: messenger RNA, 1119 nt
Organism: Ziziphus jujuba (common jujube)
Lineage: Eukaryota; Viridiplantae; Streptophyta; Magnoliopsida; Rosales; Rhamnaceae
Exons: 4
Coding region: 128-784 (218 amino acids)
Biological process (GO): protein folding; protein stabilization; protein import into mitochondrial matrix
Cellular component (GO): mitochondrion
Molecular function (GO): protein-folding chaperone binding; zinc ion binding
Source: RefSeq, a predicted model, not a curated record